AUGAGUAGAUCAACCAGAGACAUCGGCGGCAGACUGAAGAAGACGGGCGUGACCGAGAUCAAGCUCACAGGCAACUACACCAGAGCAGACAUCGAACGAAUCGCUCAGCGAGACAGCAACACGCUCCAACGAUACGGCGCCAACGCAAGGAUAGAGGCCGUGCUCGACUACGGCAACCAUCAGUAUCGCUCAGGCAAGUUCACCAAGGUAGGCGAGCCGAUCAUCAUGUUUGAUCCUCACGAGUACGAUGGCGCGCCAAUCCCAGAGCCUGACACAUUCAAAUCGUUCUACAUCUACGUACAUCAGGCAAAGGGCAAGGCGGGAGGCUGCGACGGCGAAUGGAACAACUGUCUCUAUUACUGCCUCCUCGAUGCCUAUCCCGAGCAGGUCACUGAGCACUUCGGCAAGCCAUCGCGCCUCAAGAUGUUCCUCGGCCUUGAUGUCAAACAAAAGGUGUCAAUCAAGGGAAUCGCAGAACUCGAGGAGAGACUCAACAUCAGAAUCAACGUCAAAGGUGAUCACUGCUACGCCUCGCCCAGCAAGGCAACCAGAGAGGUCAACCUGAUACUAACCAACACGCACUACAAACUAGACAAGGAAGGCACCUAUGCAGGCAAGGGCAUUAGAUACACUCGACACAACGAGAGGGACGUCUACAUCAAGCCAAUCGUAUUCAAGUAUCUCAAAGGCGAACAGGUCCAGCUCUACGAUGACGGCGAUUACACGACCAUCAGCCUAGAGCAGUUCAUCAACAAGAAGAGGCACAAGUACCAAGACAAGUGCGAGUACAUCCGUAUCCUCUCAGGCAUGACCCUGGAGGAGACAUUGGACUCGUUCAAGGCCGACGCCGACAUGCUAAAGGAGGGUACUAACGGCAUCAUCAACAUGUACACAACAGGACAGAACAUCAACAAGGCUGCGAUCAAGCUGUUCCUCUCGUACAACAAGACGGUCAAACCAGAAGCCAUCAAGCAGGACGAGGGCGAGUGGAUCCUCAAGGCAUCAUGUGGACCAAUGAUGAUGGCGAUGCAGUUCACAGGUCCACUCUACAAGUAUGACAUCAGCAAGAUGUACGCAGCGAUCAUGAAGAGCGGUGGCUUCAUGGUCCCAAUCAAGUGCGGUGACUUCCAGCAUCUGACCGACAAAGAGCUCAGUGCAAUGAGGACUAUCCCAUUCGGUAUCUAUCGCGCCACGAUCAACGGCAAGCACGGCGCAUUCAAGACCAACAAGAAUGAAUACUACACUCACUACGACCUCAUCUUUGCCAAGGAGCUAGGACUAUCAUUCAACCUCAAGUGUGACGAGAAAGCGAAUGCAUUGAUCUACAACAGCAGCUGCAGGAUCAAUGGCUCCAUCCUAUUCGGCAAGUACAUGGAUCAGGUUCUCAGCUGGAUCAAGGCUGGAGUCCCUCGAUCAAAGGAGCUCUAUCAACGCCUCUGGGGUGCUCUCUCCAAGCGCAACAAGAUCAAGGAGCACAGCGAAAUCGAGAGCCCUGUGGAGAUGAUCAAAGCAGAUGGAGGAGAGAGAGCCAUCAGGCAUUUCUUCGUUGGCAAGGACGAGGAGAGCGACAACGAGAGCCAGACCAAAGAUGAAUACUCCAUUGAUCGCAUCCAUCCAACACCCAAUAGCAACGCGAUGGUCAAGGCAGCAUGCGACACCAACAUGUUCGACACGCCAUUCGCUCGCAUCAUGCCAUUCAUCAUCUCUCGUGGACGCAAGAUGAUUGGAACGAUAAUAAAGGACGACAUUGACUGCAUCAAGCGUGUGCACACUGAUGGAUUCGUCUCGACCAAGCCCUGGACUGUCAAGACUGGCAAGAGGUCACUCGACUACCCCAAGUUGGGCAAGGAGUGUGGCGACCUGCGAUACGAGGGCUACUGUCCCAAUGCCAUUGUCAACAACAUGCUCAAGCCGGUCGGAGAGUUUGUAAUAUAA
Acytostelium subglobosum LB1 is the source of this 1935-nucleotide messenger RNA. RefSeq lists its product as hypothetical. Lineage: Eukaryota; Evosea; Eumycetozoa; Acytosteliales; Acytosteliaceae. The transcript has a single exon. The coding region runs from base 1 to 1935 and encodes 644 amino acids. The record is from RefSeq and is a predicted model, not a curated record.